AAUCCCUUGGCAACUACGACAACUACACAAGAAGACUGCAGAGAAACAACACAUCAAAAUAUUUGGAGGUUUUCAAACAGUUUUUGUUGAAAAAUGGAGUCAGACAGUCUUCAUCUAUGUAUUGAUUAUGUUGGCAGCAGCGGAGUUAUUCUAAGUCCUGAACAGAAAGCGUCAUUACAAACAUCUCUGGUGAUUCUGCGAAGUGAAAGCAAAUUGAAGAAAGUUUACUUUUGGGGUAAAAUCAUUGGAAUCAAGGAUGAUUAUUUCGUUGCACAGGGAACUGGAAAUGAUGAAAUGACAGAGAGAAAAACAUACUAUAGCCAAGACUGUGUAAAAUGGGGUCUUCUACCACCAGCAACCAAGAUAAUGAGGGACCAGAGCAAGUUGGCAAAAGGUCGAUUCACAGGUGACCCCUCAUUUGAGUUUGAACAUGUUGAAACAAAGAAAGUUGGAGAAGGUGAAGAUGCCACAGAAGAGGAAGAAACGAUAACAAUAAAAGAGGAAGACAGAUUAGCAUCAGUAAUUGCAGAGAUUGAUGAAGAUGUAUCUGUUGUACCUAGAGCUGCCUUCGUCAAAACACCAACAGGACAAGUUAAACCAAACAGAAGCUUUGAAGGUUUGACAGUGUCAGAAUCUGCGAAACUGUGCUCAUACAUGCACUUCAGAGAACCCAAGAUUCUGGUAGAGAAAUCUCUUCUUCACAAAGCUAACCUUGACAAGUCCAUCGACUUUAUGGAUACAUUAGAAGAUGAUAUCCCAAAAGGUUCCUGGAGUUUGCAGUUUGAGCGUGGAAGUGGUUUGGUUUGUCUGCGCAGUACCUUGUGGUUGGGAUUUGUUGCAUACCAUGUACCAGGAACCCGCAAGUUUGGCUCAGUUUACUGUGGCACGGGAGAGAAGAAUGCAGAUCUGCCAUUCAUGUUGUAACAUUUUAACUGACAAGCAUAAUCCCAAAAUACUUGAAAAAAAAUGGAAAUAAAAAAUGUGGAAAAAAACUCUUGAGAUGUGACUGAAACAAAACAGUUAUGUUUUACGUUGAACUAUUGUGGAAAUAAUCAAAUAUAUAGUGUGAAUAAAAGAAAAUUUCAAAAUUGCCUUUAGAAAAUUUAUGAAAAAAUACAAGAUUAAUAACUUCCAUUUUGACAAUGGAUUGAAAGAAAUCAUUGUAUGGUCUGUGAUAAGACAGCUUGUUCAAGGUAUAAUUGUAAUUUAUAUCGUUUUGUAUUAUUCUACUUGAAUGCAUUUUUCUGUACUCCUCAUUUGUCAGAUAGGUAUACAUGUACAUACUUUUAAAUGAAUAAAAGUUAUUCUGAAACUUUUA
Molecule: messenger RNA, 1318 nt
Organism: Mercenaria mercenaria
Lineage: Eukaryota; Metazoa; Mollusca; Bivalvia; Venerida; Veneridae
Product: radial spoke head protein 9 homolog
Exons: 5
Coding region: 94-924 (276 amino acids)
Biological process (GO): cilium movement involved in cell motility; axoneme assembly; motile cilium assembly
Cellular component (GO): radial spoke; axoneme
Source: RefSeq, a predicted model, not a curated record